AUGGUGGCUUGGCAACGCGCGGCGGGGCGCGGGUCCGAGUCCGAGGAGCGCGGGCCCGAGUCCGAGGAGCGCGGGCCAAGAUGCCCUUCUGAGGUUCCUUUUGAAGGGGGACAUUUUGAUUGUAUAGUUGCAAUCACUUCUCUCUUUUCUUGUGAACAGGCUCCAGAGAGGGACAGGCAGACAGAGGGCCAAAGGCUCUCGACACCUUCACUGCCCCAGCCGGCUGCGGAGAAGAGCUCCUACCUGUACUCCACUGAGAUCACACUCUGGACUGUGGUGGCCGCCAUCCAGGCCUUGGAGAAGAAGGUGGACUCCUGCCUGGCCCGCUUGCUGACUCUGGAGGGGCGCACAGGGACGGCCGAGAAGAAGCUAGCCGACUGUAAGAAGACCACCUUGGAGUUUGGGAACCAGCUGGAGGGCAAGUGGGCCGUGCUGGGGACGCUGCUGCAGGAGUAUGGGCUGCUGCAGCAGCGGCUGGAGAACAUGGAGAACCUGCUUCGCAACAGGAACUUCUGGGUCCUGCGGCUGCCCCCGGGGAGCAAGGGCGAGGUGCCCAAGGUGCCUGUGACUUUUGAUGAUGUGGCCGUGUAUUUCUCUGAGCCGGAGUGGGGACAGCUGGACGAGUGGCAGAAGGAACUCUACAAGCAUGUGAUGAGGGGCAACUACGAGACACUGGUCUCCCUGGACUAUGCCAUCUCCAAGCCUGACAUCCUCACCCAGAUAGAGAGGGGAGAGGAGCCUUGUUGUGAUGGCCAAUGGGGCCAAGAGAAGCAGAAGGAGAUGGUUCACCCAAGGAAGCUGGGAUCUGGCCUCUCUCCAGACCCAGAGCACAUGCCUGGCCCAGCCAGCCCAGCCCAGGAGGAGCCAGGAGCAGGGCAGACACCCAGGCACCAGGGGGCCUUGGAAGCAAGAGUGACGCCUCUUGGGCAGAGCACUGGGCCUCCAGCCAGCACCCACGUUGUGUCCUCGAUUAAACGGGGGGAAGACAUCUUUGGCGAGGCGUCGCCCACCUCCUCUCCCAGGGAGACCUUGCCCGACAUGGGGCCAGGUGGGGGCCGCGCAGCCAUCAAGACCGAAGGCCAAUCUGAGGACGAACUGAUGCCAGAGCAGCUAUUCCUGGGCAAGUCACCUGGCCAGGCCGAGUGUGGGGUCCCCAAAGGACCCAGGGACAGAGCUGGGGGCCCCCGCCGGCAUCACAGCGGUGAUGUGCCAAGGUUGAGGCCAGGGACCUUUCGCCCUCCUGGGGCCUCUGGAGAGCCGCUGCGCGUCCUCCCUCGCCGCCGGCAGCGGGCUUUCCUCUGCCCAGACUGCGGGCAGAGCUUCCGCUUGAGGAUCAACCUGACCAUCCACCAGCGGACCCACGCGGAGGAGGACCCUGGCGCGGCCGGCAGUGGCUCGCCCCCUGACUCGGGGGACGCCCAGCCCGCGCUAGAGCCCGGCGAGGUGGUGGCGCCCGGCCCAGUCAUCCGCUGGCUGCCCGACGAGCCCGCGGCGCGGGACCCGGCCGACUGGGACCUGGGGAGACGGCGGCCGGGGACCGCCGCGGGCAAGGUGUACCACUGCAGCGAGUGCCUGCGCUUCUUCCAGCAGCGCAAGAGCCUGCUGCUGCACCAGCGCCUGCACACGGGCGACAGCCAGGGCUGGCCCUCUUGCCCCUACUGCGGCAAGGCCUUCCGCCGGCCCUCCGACCUCUUCCGCCACCAGCGCAUCCACACAGGCGAGCGGCCCUAUCGUUGCCCGCAGUGCGGCCGCACGUUCAACCGCAACCACCACCUGGCGGUGCACAUGCAGACGCACGCCCGGGGCCAGGCGGGUCCGCACGGCGCCGCUCCGCAGGCGAGCCUGCCCUGGCCCAGGCCCGGCCGCCAGGAGGAGGGCCGCCCCCCGCCCCCAGGACCUGUGCGAGGGGAGGGCCGUUCCUUCUCCGCCUGACGCCCGAGCCUCCUCUGGAUUUUUUCGCAUUCGAAGGAGAAGCAGCGACCCCUUCGGUGACGUGUAUGACCAGGUGCCUCAGUUUCCUAGGUUGGUCACGCUUUGCUGCCUUUCCCACAUUCCUGACGGGUAAGGACCCCGAGGCUUAAGGGAGGCGGGUUUCUGGUGGGCCUUCAGCAGGCACCACAAUCGGUCACGAGGGCCAGUUUGAGGCUCCCGGGCGCGAGGCAGACACACUGGGGCCUGGGGUUUUGAUUUUGUGCAGAGGUCUUCCGCCUGAGUCAAGGUGAGAAGGCAGAGAUUUGAUUUUUUUUUCCUUUGUUAUUUUGAAACAUUUUUUUUUCCUCUUAAUAAAACUUUUCUUGUGCUUUUGUAAGUGCUGUGUGUAUUGCCAAGGGGACCAGGAGCAGCUGGGGGACGAUCAAGUCUGGGUGGCUGAUGGGUCAGCCCUGCCCUGGAAACAAGGCCGUUCUCCGGGAGCCUAGUCUCUCCCCAAAGGGUGUUCCCAG
This is a messenger RNA of Trichechus manatus latirostris (Florida manatee), 2441 nucleotides long. It is a transcript of the gene ZNF783, whose product is annotated as zinc finger protein 783. Gene Ontology annotation, molecular function: DNA-binding transcription repressor activity, RNA polymerase II-specific. NCBI's taxonomy places the organism in Eukaryota, Metazoa, Chordata, Mammalia, Sirenia, Trichechidae. Gene Ontology annotation, biological process: regulation of DNA-templated transcription. The transcript is spliced from 7 exons. The record is from RefSeq and is a predicted model, not a curated record. Bases 1 to 1932 code for a protein of 643 amino acids.